Dinoponera quadriceps is the source of this 4438-nucleotide messenger RNA. RefSeq lists its product as uncharacterized. The coding region runs from base 2750 to 4393 and encodes 547 amino acids. NCBI's taxonomy places the organism in Eukaryota, Metazoa, Arthropoda, Insecta, Hymenoptera, Formicidae. The record is from RefSeq and is a predicted model, not a curated record. The transcript has 8 exons.
CACGCGUGAGAGCCCCGCGUUGCUCCCGGACUUUUUGGCGGACUUGCGCGAACACACUUAAGGACUUAAGCUCGCGUAGGGCUCAUACCAUUUCCUCCACCGUGGGAAGAACGUUCCGACGGGAAACUUUCGGAGCAGCGAGCAACGCGGUUGGCGAACGUCGCACGAAGAAAUGCGAUUGAAGUGAUUGAAAAAAUUAAAAAAAAAAGAAAAUAGAAAAGUCCAAUAAAGUCGAUGAGAGGGCGUUUUUGCUGGAAUUCUCGAUUCCAGGUAUAGGCGGCUAUUUUUCCGAAACCGGUAAGCGAAAUCGGAACAAACGUCUAUCUUUCAUGCAUUUUUCUCAGCCGUACGUCGAAAGGCGAACAAUUGCGUACCGGAAUGUACCCUAUUCAUAUCGCAUCGCAUUUCUCGUCAAGCAUGGAGCUUGCCUUGCGCUGCGACACAAACGAUUCGUCGCCGACAUUUCGAGUAACACGGCCGGCGGCGGCUCGAUCGGCUGAUUAGAUUUGACGUUCGCCGCUCGUUGUCGCUGAUCGAUCGCCUUGCCGUAACAGUUUCGCACGAUGGAAGAGCGGGCCCCGGUAAUGAGAGGACAGGACGGUUAAACGGGUCGGCGACAACACAAUUUUACUGUCACUUUUAUUGCCCGCGGUUUUAUUGGGCGGAUGGCGAAAGGCAGGAGCGGAAGAAGGAUAAAACGGAUGACCUAACCGGGCGGAUGAAAAUAUCGCUGUCUGGUGAUACUUCAAGUGAAGGAGCGGGUGUGCGUGUAUGCGUAUAUUACGGUAUGCUCUCUGCGUGAUGCGUCCCGCUGUGCGUGAAUGACUCCGUGUAUGAUCCGUGAGUGACGUCGGAAUAAUGUGUGCGCAGACCGGCGUAACAGCCUUAACCCGCUGAAUUGCGCGACGUUUUAGAACGUCGAGCAAACGGACGAGAAAAAAUGUCUCGUGCAACAGAAAGAGGGGGACGCAGAAACCGGCGACGAGAGAAAGAGAGGAACCGAUACCUCUGUUAUCGCUGGAUCGAAAACAAUCGUCUGAACAUUCGGCCGCGUUAAAACCCGAUCGAGAUAACUGAGGACGUGCGAUUGAAUGGAGGUAUCCCGCGGAAAUUUUUCUGUUCCCACCAACCGAGUUUUACUCCGGUCCCCGGCAGAAAAUCAAUUACUGGAACAGAGUUUCCUUUUUCCUGCAUACGUUGAGAGAGAAAUAUGUAAAGAAUGAAAGGUAUUUAUUCGGCGGGUGUGCAACGAUAACAGUUUGUUAAAAUUUCUCUCUAAAUUCUUUUGUUCAAACAGAACAAACGAUUGCCUUCGUGCAAAGCUGUAGAUUUAAGGAAAUGUGUAUUUUCUCAUUUGAAAGAAAUCAUUUUUUCCCCCGGUGUAUAAAAAUGUGUAUAUCGAUUGAAUAAAUGUUCCACUUAAACAAAGGAAUUCAGACUCAGGUGAAUAUAUUAUUAAAUCUGUUAUCAGUAUCAAUUCUAUCGAGAGAAAUCAAGCGGGAAUCCAUAUGGAGUCUCCCCGUGAUUGCCCUCGGGGAUUCGCGCGAGAAACCCAAAUUCUAUGUAACAGUCCGUAUGAGUGCCUACAUGGACCUUCAAUGCUGGAUCAAUCUCCUACAUGGAUUUUUAAUAUCCUAUAUGGAUUCGCAUGUGACUCCCCUGGAUUUCCGUGGCGAUCCACUUGGAAGUUCCCAACGGGGCACCGAAUAAAUAUUUUUUACUCUUUAGAUAUUUUUCCUCUCGAUGUAAGAAAUACGCGCUCUGGAGAAGUUAAUAAUCAGGUAUCAUAUGUGAAGGCAAUUAUGCGGGUCUGCACGCACGAAGAGCCGAGUUAUCCGAUAUGAUCUUUCUCGACCGGUGGUGCAUCUUGGCGUGAGCGUGCGUUCGCGCGCGAAACAAAUUCACGUCGCAGAACACGACAAAUGUUUCGCGGGACAAUACCAAGUGAACCGAUCUCAUGAUACGAGCGACAGUGACAGGCAACGUCGUUCCGGCGGGACAAAUAAAAAUACGCCCCGCCGACCGGGAAUCGGAUGAAUAAAGGAUGAAUUUACGAGGAGCUGCGCACGGGGCCGGUGGUAAGACGGAUAUCGUGACGCUCUUCUCGCGCGAUCGGCGCCGGCAGAUAUGCAGCCGUGAUGUAUCGCUCGGUCUGAAGAAGAGAAAGAGAGACAAAGAGAGACACAUCGAGAAAGAGAGAGAGAGAGAGAGAGAUUGUGUGAGGGAGCAACGAAAUCGCGCGAUAUUUCGAGAACACGAGCGAGCGCGGACAUCGAACGGGAACGCGGAGAAACGGUAUUCGUUACAAAUGUCUCGCGAAACAAGGCGACGCGAAUUGUCUCGCGCGGAGAGACGCAUGAUGUCCCUACGGCCCGUGAGAAGCGUCCUUGAGAUAACUUGGACGUUCGUCAAAAUGCGGUGAUAUAUGAUGGACACGUAGAAAAGAGCACAGUCGCGUCUCGUCUCCAUCGUCGGCCGAUGUGACUUGAAGUACCGGUCGAAUUCGAGAGAUUUCUCCUUCCGAAGCUGCGAAUUUCUCUUGCUCGCGCGAUUUUUCCGCUUCUCGCGCACGAUGCAAUUUUCACGGGGAGAGAGAGAGAGAGAGAGAGAGGAGAGGAGACGAAAGGGGAUCCCAUCAUUCGGUCCAUCGAGCGAAUGUCAACGCCGGUAGUUGCCGAACGUGAGUGUGACAGAUACGGAGCGCGAGAUUUUCCGGGAGAGCAACUUCCGCGAGGUAGCUCGAGGAGGAAUGAGCCGGCCCAAGAUGACGUCGGUUUUGUUCGCGUGCGUUAUCCUCGUCGCCUUGUGCGAGGCGAUCUCGUCGUCCUGGCGACCGAUCGUGCCGGCGCACAGCGGCGCGAGUACACUGCACCAGGAGGCAUCGAUUUUCGGAAACGCGCCAACGCAGACGCUCUAUGACGCGGACAGUUCUCACCUGCUGCUGCCGCAGGACCAAGAGAGGUGUUCCCUCUACAAGGUCGCCAUGAACCAGCAGCUGUACUUCGAGUACAUCCAUUAUAAGAUGGACCUGCCGGACUUGAAGGAGUUCACCCUCUGCACGUGGACGAAAUUUUACAAUCACACCAACGACCAUCCCCUGUUCUCUUACGCAGUCGGUGACCAGCCACGAGGGAUAAUGUCGUGGGUGGCGAACACGCCAAGAAGCUCGUACUACAUGCUUAACGUCAACGGUCACAACUUGUACAGAUUGAAUUAUCCACUAAGACUUAAUAAGUGGUACCACUCCUGCCAGAGCUGGAACGGUCGCACCGGGGAGUGGCAGAUCUGGGUCAACGACGAACGCGUAGGUCGCGGGUUCAAUAACAGGUUAGUCGGGCACGUCAUCAAAGGCGGCGGAAUUGCUAUUUCGGGACAAGAGCAACGACAGCUGGGCGGUGGCUUCUUAGAGGGCAAAGGCGCACCACCGGGCUCCGGUGGCUAUCUGGGGGAGCUGACGAUGCUGCAGCUGUACAACGUCGCCCUGACCGCGGGGAAGGCGCACAAAGAUCACAAGCACCAUCACGCCCAUCAUUACGAACACGAUACGAGUAAUAACACGCCGAGGAGCACCACGCGAGCGCCCGUAACCGGACCACCUUUGCCGCCGCAUCCCUUCCUCACCGGGGGACAGAUCAAUGCACAAGUGAAGAUCAAUCCGGGAGCGCCGAUUCAGAUCGUACAAAACGGUCUAACCAUUCGUCAUCCCGCAUUACCGCCGGCGCCGGAAUCGCCCCCGCAGCCGCUUCCGCCCCUGAAUCUCGAUGUUCUCUCGACGACGUUCCCCGCGCUGCAGACGCAAUUCUUCGGCAGUCCGACGCUGCAGCAGCAGUUGCCGACCGCCGGCGGAUCGUCGUCGCUUUUCCCGGACGGGAGCUAUCACAAUCUCUUCAAGAGAGAGAAGAGCGAGUCGAAACGGCGAACCCUCAAGGACGAGACAGUGGUGUCGAGCUUGGUCGAGAAGUCCGUCGCCAAGAGAGACAUCGAGAAAACUUCGCGACCUGGCAGCUCCGACGGCAAGGUGACCUUUGUGCCGAGAUCGGAAGUCACGGAUGAGAAGGAGCUGAGCAAACGAGAAGCCGACAAGAAGAAGAGAGGGCUGUUGCAGUUGGGCGACGGGACGCUCUACGACGACGGAUACUCCAUCCCUCAAGGCUUGGACAACGAUUACUUCUCGGGCCUGAUGAAUUUCGGCUUGCAUCUUAGCAAGUGGACGGACGAGGAGGACGAACGCGAACCGGCCGAGGCCGAGGUCAGGCAAGUGAUGGACGUAUGUGACGGCUGCGCCGAAGAGCCGUUCGAGAAGGCGCUGGUCAUAAGCUGGAGGUCGGUGCCCAAGAAGCUGUAUUCCGGUGCGUUGUUCUUGCCGGCGGUGCCGGCGUGCAAGGCGUUCUAAAGGCGCCGGCGAGACGCGCGCGGCAGAUCGUGUGCUAGGAGUGAC